CUAGCUAUUAAGGGUUUGAUUGUUUUUUGUCGUUUUACAUAACCGAUAACACUCUGUAAUUGAUGAUCGUGUUCGAUCUUUUAUUUAGUUUCUUGUGUUGAAUCUUUCCGAUUUGAUGUUGGGUUGACUCUUCCUUGUUGGGGGAGAAAUGGAAAUUGAAGAACAGUUCAAUAAUGCCCCCCAUCGUUUGUGAUUGUAAUUGACUUGAACUGUUCAAAGUUUUAUUGACUCUUUAGAGAAUAUGAUUGAAAAGGAAUUUUUCACCGAAUAUGGUGAAGCUACUCAAUAUGAGAUUGAAGAAGUUAUUGGUAGAGGGAGCUAUGGAGUUGUUGCAUCUGCUGUAGACACUCAUUCUGGUGAGAAAGUUGCUAUCAAGAAGAUAAAUAAUGUCUUUGAGCAUGUUUCUGAUGCCACACGGAUUCUUAGAGAAAUUAAGCUCCUUCGGUUUCUUCGGCAUCCUGAUAUUGUUGAUAUUAAACAUAUAAUGCUCCCUCCUUCCAGAAGGGAGUUCAAAGAUUUGUAUAUUGUUUUUGAGUUGAUGGAGUGUGAUCUUCAUCAUGUACUCAAGACUAAUGAUGAUCUCACUCCUCAGCAUCAUCAGUUUUUCUUGUAUCAACUUCUUAGAGCUUUGAAGUAUAUACAUUCAGCUCAUGUGUUCCAUAGAGAUUUGAAGCCGAAGAAUAUACUUGCCAAUGCAGACUGCAAGCUGAAGAUCUGUGACUUUGGACUUGCUCGUGCAUCUUUUAGUGAUGCCCCAUCUGCUAUUUUUUGGACAGAUUAUGUCGCUACUCGAUGGUACCGUGCUCCUGAACUCUGUGGUUCCUUUUUCUCAAAGUAUACACCAGCUAUUGAUAUUUGGAGCAUAGGAUGUAUUUUUGCUGAAAUGUUGGCAAGCAAGCCUUUGUUUCCUGGGAAAAGUGUUGUCCAUGAGCUGGAUCUAAUAACUGACUUACUUGGUACUCCUUCAGCUGAAUGUAUUGCUAAGAUUCGUAAUGAAAAGGCUAAAAGGUAUUUGAGUGGCAUGAGAAAAAAGAAUCCAAUACCUCUGUCGCAAAAGUUCCCUAAUGCAGAUCCACUAGCUCUUCGUUUACUUGAACGUCUACUUGCAUUUGAUCCCGAAGAUCGUCCUUCUGCAGAGGAGGCAUUAGCUGAUCCUUAUUUCCAUGGACUGGCAAAUCUGAAGGAUGAACCAUCCAGGCAACCUAUCUCAAAACUUGAGUUUGAGUUUGAAAGAAGAAAGUUGACCAAAGAUGAUGUUAGAGAGCUUAUUUAUAGAGAAAUUUUAGAGUAUCACCCUCAGAUGCUACAGGAAUACCUUCAAGGCUCUGGGAGUCACUUUUUGUAUCCCAGUGGAAUUGAUCGAUUCAAGCGACAAUUUGAUCAUCUUGAGGAACGCUCUGGUAAAGAUGCGAGAGGCAGUCCACUUCUAAGGAAGCAUGCCUCCUUGCCUAGGGAGCGAAUAUAUACACCAAUAGAUGAAGAUGAUGAUGAUGAAAAACGUAAAACUGAACAGCGAAAUGCAGCUUCGGCCGAACGUGCAGCGCUUCUAAACCCUCCUGGACCUGCUUAUUCAUUACCUGUUCGGAACGGUUCUGUUCAAGUAAAUUGCAAUAGUUAUAACCUGUUGAGGAGUGCUAGCAUAAAUUGUUCUAAAUGGGUGGAUUAAUAAUGGGAAGGGUUGCAAGGAAGGAAAGAAUACAACAUUGCUAGCCUUCCUCAGAUUCUUAAUUUGUAAAAUUACACUCAUUCAUACACCUUUGAACUUUCCAUUUAACUUCUAUGUUGCUAUAUGUUUCCACUGGCUGGGCCAUUGAAAGUAAUUGCCAUAACUGACUUGAUGGUAGUACAAGGAGAAAUGUGUACAAGAAAUGCUAUAUAAUGCAAAAUUAAGGAUCAAAUUUAUGCUAUUUGGCUCA
Benincasa hispida (wax gourd) is the source of this 1916-nucleotide messenger RNA. Its product is annotated as mitogen-activated protein kinase 9-like. Gene Ontology annotation, biological process: protein phosphorylation. The record is from RefSeq and is a predicted model, not a curated record. Gene Ontology annotation, molecular function: ATP binding; MAP kinase activity. NCBI's taxonomy places the organism in Eukaryota, Viridiplantae, Streptophyta, Magnoliopsida, Cucurbitales, Cucurbitaceae.